This is a messenger RNA of Pediculus humanus corporis (human body louse), 3171 nucleotides long. Its product is annotated as lethal giant larvae, putative. The transcript is spliced from 17 exons. The coding region runs from base 1 to 3171 and encodes 1056 amino acids. Gene Ontology annotation, molecular function: myosin II binding; syntaxin binding; GTPase activator activity. Gene Ontology annotation, biological process: cortical actin cytoskeleton organization; regulation of establishment or maintenance of cell polarity; regulation of protein secretion. Gene Ontology annotation, cellular component: cortical actin cytoskeleton; cytoplasm; plasma membrane. NCBI's taxonomy places the organism in Eukaryota, Metazoa, Arthropoda, Insecta, Psocodea, Pediculidae. The record is from RefSeq and is a predicted model, not a curated record.
AUGUUAAAAUUCAUUAGAGGCAAGGCUCAGCAGCCUUCUGCUGAUAGGCAAAAAUUGCAAAAAGAACUUUUUGCAUUUCGAAAGACUGUACAUCACGGUUUUCCAAAUAAACCGACAGCAUUGGCUUGGGACCCAGAGCUUAAAUUACUCGCAAUAUCUACAACAAAUGGAACUCUCAAAGUUAUUGGAAAACCUGGGGUUGAAUUUUACGGUCAACAUCACGCGGAUGGAACCGUUAUAAAAAUACUUUUUGUACCGAAUCAGGGUCGAUUGAUAACUUUAUGCGAUAACAAUUCGUUGCAUUUGUGGGAGAUAAACGAUGGAUGUCUCGCCGAAGUUAAAUCUCAGGUUUUCGAGGGAAAACUUAAAAAGAUAUCCGCCAUGUGCAUUGAUUCAUCAAAAGAGUUAUUACUUUUGGGAACGGAAGGAGGAAACGUUUACUUUUUGAAUUUAAAAACUUUUCAAAUGUUGGAUUCAAUUAUUUACGUUGAUAUUGUUAUGCAAAAUUUGCCUUCUUCUUAUAAAAUAACAAAUCCUGGAGCCGUGGAAGCAAUCGCAGAACAACCCGGAAAUCCGAAUCACAUUUUAAUAGGUUACACAAGAGGCCUCAUCGUUUUAUGGGAUAAUUCAAAUCCGUCUAAUAAAAAAAUUUUUAUGAAUCCGCAACAGUUGGAAUGUCUCUGUUGGUUUUCCAACGGAACGAAAUUUGCUAGCUCGCACAACGAUGGCAGUUACGCAUUUUGGGAUGUUGAAUCCGAAGAUAAACCCGUUGAAGAGCCCACAACUUUGUACGGACCGUUCCCGUGUAAACCCAUAACGAAAUUAUUAUGGGUUGAAACGGAAAGAGAAGAUCUUAUUAUAUUUUCGGGUGGCAUGCCUCGAGCUAGUUACAGUGAAAAGUAUACGGUUACGGUUUACGGAAGUAAUGGUAAAACUCACGCAGUAUUAGAUUUCACAUCAAAAGUUAUUGACUUUAUAUACUUGGAGAGCGAAACGACAAGUGAGCCAGGGAUAUUAUUGGUUUUGGCGGAAGAAGAAUUAAUUGCUGUCGAUCUUAAUAACGAAGACAUGAAAAUGAUAUUAUUACCAUAUUUAGCAUCACUUCACGCCAGUGCGGUUACUUGCUCUUAUCACGUUUCAAAUGUGCCUAAACAGUUACAUGAAUCUUUGAAAGAAGCUGGUUUGCGUCAAAUGCAAGAUUUUUAUAGCGAUAGAAAAUGGCCCACAUUAGGUGGAAGAGUAUUACAAGAAGUGGAGGAAUCUGAUACUUGCGAAUUGUUAUUAACGGGACACGAAGAUGGAACUGUUAGAUUUUGGGAUUGUACCGGCGUUGCGUUUGCGUCUUUGUACAAGUUUUCAAGUGCUCCAUUAUUCACAAGUGAUCUUCCAGUUUCGCCUAACGAAGAAGAAGACGAAUGGCCACCAUUCAAAAAAAUCGGAACGUUCGAUCCAUAUUCCGACGAUCCGCGUUUGGCUGUGAAAAAAGUUUGGCUUUGUCCAAAAUCUGGGACCUUAGUUGUAGCCGGUACCGCAGGUCAUGUCAUCGUUGCUACUUUUGGUGAAGAAGUAUCGGUCGAUUCUCAAAUUCCCGUUAGAACUGUAAACAUUGUUUCUGACCGAGACAAUUUCGUAUGGAAAGGUUACGAGGCAUUGACGUUAACCAAACAACCUCCAACGGAUUCAUCGAGUUUGCAAGUUUCUUCCAUUUUGCAAUUGCAUCCACCAGCAUCCGUAACGGCAUUGUGCUGUUCCACUGAAUUGGGUUUAAUUGCUGUCGGUACCGCUCACGGUUUGGCACUCUAUGAUUAUAUAAGAAUGCAGCCGGUCGUGACGAAAUGCACAUUAAAUUCGAAUGACUUAUCGAGUGCAGGCGAGGGACCCAUUUCACGACGAAAGUCAUUAAAAAAAUCAUUGCGAGAAUCUUUCCGUCGUUUGAGAAGGGGACGCACAACAAAAGGCAGUAGUAGCGAAGAAAAAAGAGGUCAUGCAUCACCCAUUAAAGGACACACAAUUGGGAGUCCGAUUGAAACGCGUCCUGUCGAAAGACAAAUCGAAGCCAGACCCGUGGACGAUUCGAUGGGUGGUACCGUACGAUGCGUACAUUUAGCGAAUACAUUCCUGAUUUCAAUGCAAAAUAUCAGUCCGACAUUUUGGGCUGGCACCAAUAAUGGAACCGUGUAUGCCUUUACGAUAUCGAUGCCGCCUCGUCAGAAGAGAAGAGAAGAAAACGUUCAUAGUCAGUUAGGAAAAGAAAUACAGUUAAAACAUAGAGCGCCAGUUCUUUCAGUCACAGUAAUUGAUUCCAAUAACGUGCCUCUAAACAAAGACAGUGUCGUGCCGCACAGGGUAUUAAUUUGCAGCGAAGAACAAUUUAAGGUAUUCACAUUGCCGGGAUUGAAACCCAUGGGAAAAUUAAAAUUGACUGCACACGAAGGUUGCCGAGUUAGAAAAACAAAUUUUGCAAAAUUUUCGACCGGGGAUAAACGCACUUCGGAAACUUGUUUGGUAUGUUUAACAAAUUUAGGAGACUGCCUCGUUUUAAACGUGCCUGAAUUCAGAAGACAAUUGAAUGCCGCAGUUGUUCCACCCGAAGAUGUCCACGGCAUAUACAGUCUAACGUUUACUUCCCAUGGCGAAGCAUUUUAUCUUCAUUCGUCGAGCGAAUAUCAAAGAAUAUCAUUAAGCACAUCAAAAGUGACGCCAUUGGCAUGCAAGUUAGAUUUGCCUGAAUCCGUAAGAGAGAAAGAAGAAUCGGACGAAGUCGCCGAAGACGAAACGUCAGAAAACGAAGAAGAUGUAAAAGAUGUAAAAGAAGAAGAAGACGGCGAAGGAGAAGGAAAGGAUAAUGAUGAUGAGGAUAACGAUAAAGAAAUGAAAAACGGAUUCGAUGGCGGCGAAACGAAAGGAGAAAAAAAUGUCGACGAUGACGUGCCUUUGGCGAACGGAUCUCUUUUGGGAAAAUUAAAACCCGUCGAAAAUGGUGUGGACGAAAACAAAUUGGAUUUUAGCAUCGGCGACAUAACGGUCGAUUCCGUUAAAGAACACAUUACGAACAUUAAUCAUACGAGCGAAGACAAUUCGGAGCAAGAGGAAGUCAAAAGUAGUUCGGUCGUUAUAAAAUCCACGACGACGACGACGAUAACGGAAACGAACGUCACGUUGCCCGCCUAA